Molecule: messenger RNA, 3862 nt
Organism: Musa acuminata AAA Group (dessert banana)
Lineage: Eukaryota; Viridiplantae; Streptophyta; Magnoliopsida; Zingiberales; Musaceae
Product: pentatricopeptide repeat-containing protein At3g04130, mitochondrial-like
Exons: 2
Coding region: 87-1685 (532 amino acids)
Molecular function (GO): protein binding
Source: RefSeq, a predicted model, not a curated record
GGAUGAUGGAGUCCGACUCGCUUCACUUCCUCUACCCUAACAUUAGAACCCGAGGGGCACCUCUGCCCUCUUCUCUGCCCCAGUAAAUGAGAAUUCUUCGCAAGGGUUUCCUUGACGUUCUUUCCUGCUCUCUUCAGCUCGUCAAUGUGGGAGGGAGGGACAUAGGUCGUAGUAUAACUCCUUUUGCUUCUUGUGGACCUCUCACAUUUAUUUCUGGGAACCUUGAGGUCUGCUACACAACGUCGUCCCUGGCACCCACAUCUUUCGACCAAGAACCAAAUCAGACCAAAAGGGAAUCUCUAGUUUCUCAUAACCUAGAGGAAGAAGUGUAUGCUCAACAUAUCAGGAGAGUGAUUUUGAAAGUUAAGAAUGGUACCGUUGAAGAUGUUGUUCAAUCUCUUAAGGGUGAUGGAUUUUGUUGUGAAAUUCAACUGACAGCUAACCUUGUGGACAGUCUGCUGCAAAAGUUUGGAGAUGAUUGGAAAUCUGCUUUGGGUUUCUAUGAGUGGGCUAGUUCACACAAGGGAUACAAACAUACACGGUUUGGACAUGAUAGGAUGGUGGACUUGCUGGGAAAAAUGAGGCAAAUGGAUCGAAUGUGGGAUUUGGUGCACAAAAUGCAUAGCGAAGGCUUCAUAACACUGGACACAAUUGCAAAAGUCAUGAGAAGACUUGCAGGGUCCAGGAGAUGGAGAGAUGUUGUUGAGUUUUUUGACGAGUUAGAAUAUAUGGGUUUUGUUAAGGAUACGGAGACCAUGAACCUUCUACUUGAUACUCUUUGUAAAGAAAAAAAAGUUGAAGUUGCUCAUGUAGCUUUUUUUGAGCUCAAGAAUCACAUAUCCCCAAAUGCUCAUACUUUUAAUAUUUUUGUCCAUGGCUGGUGUAAUGCUCAUAGAGUUGAUGAGGCAUUGUGGACUUUCCAAGAGAUGAAAGACUUGGGAUUCAAACCUUCAGUCAUUACAUACUCAAUUAUUAUUCAAGCUUACUGUAACCAAUGUAAUGUCGGAAAGGCUUAUGAACUUCUUGAUAAAAUGGUUGCUGAUGGUUGCCUUCCAAAUAUAGUCACUUACACUAUUCUUAUGAAUUCACUUGCUAAGGCACAAAAAUUUGAUGAGGCCUUGAGUAUAUUUGAGAAAGUGAAAUCUGCUGGUUGCAUACCUGACACAUUAUUCUACAACUCUCUUAUCAACAUUCUAGGGAGAGCAGGUCGACUUCCAGAAGCCUUUCAUAUCUUUGAGAAGGAGAUGAAAAUGAAUGGUGUGAAUUGUAGUAUAUCCACAUAUAAUACAAUGAUCUCAAUUUCGUGUCUUCAUAAACAAUGGCAAAGUGCUCUGAAUGUCUUGGAGAAAAUGAAAAGUUCAUCUUGUAAGCCUGAUCUUCAGACAUACAGGCCACUACUUAAGUUAUGCUUUAGUGAGGGAGAACUGGAUGUCCGGAUUCACAGCUUGCUGAAUGACAUGGCUGAUAAAUAUCAUCUCAGUUUUGAUCUUGAUACUUACACAACUUUGAUCCAUGGCCUAUGUAGUGUAGGUGAUAUUGGAUGGGCCACUCUCCUCUUUGAUGAGAUGAUAGAUCGAGAGAUUCUGCCUAGGAAACAAACAUGCAAGAUGCUUUUGCAAGAAGUUGAACAAAGAAACAUGUAUGAUUAUGUAGAGAAGAUAAGAAUGUUGACAAAGCAACUAUAAAGCUCACAUUAGUUUAUCUAUAUCUAUUUAAUUUGCGUAGACAGAGGACCUUUUUUGACAUAGAAAGGUGAAAUUUAGUUUUUUUUCAUGUGAUGCAUUGGUAUGUAAAUAGACUGUACUCUCAUUGAUCAGAUAAAUUUUGUUCAUCAUUGCAAAUGGUGCAGCAUUUCUGUUUUAUAAGGUAACAUUCAAGCCAAAGUCCAUCAAAUGUUCUUUGGCAAUGAAAAUGUGUCAUUCUGCUUUGUUGAAACUAAUAUAUGUUUGGAGGCCCAUCUGUUAACAUUUUAAGCUAAGUUCCAUCAUUUGUCUUAUGAUAUCUUUGUUCGCAAUCAAGUUGUUCUGUGCUGAAUCUUUUGAAACUAAUAUACUUUCGAGGCCCCUCUUCAUAUUUGUAAUCUAGUAUUACCCUGACUAUGAUUCCCUAUUGAAGUUUGUUCUUUCAUACUUCAUAGGGCUUCCUUUAGUAAAGCUUCAUCAUGUGGCCAUAAUCAUUAUUUGUUGCCUAAGUUAUGUCUUAUGUGCAUUUUCUAGGUUAGGACCUACCUUUUUCUUUUGUAGCUCAAGGUCUGCUUAAUCUUAGGAUCAGUGACCAGCGGUAGUUUGAGUCUAACUAGUUUGUUAAGUGAACAAAAGUUGUUUUUGACUAUGACAAUUUAAAUUGAUGAAUGCAUAAGAAUAGCUUUACUAGAUCUUGUAACAAGGGAUUUGAUGGCUCAUAGCUUAACUACUGAUAUUGUCCUCAGCAGAGCUAAAUGGUGGGGGCGAAAAAUCAUGUAGCUGAUGAUGAUUACGAAGUUUUCUGGCUUGUUGUUCUUGUUAUUGUGUGCUACUCUUCAUUGGCAACAAAAAUAACACGGUCAUAAUGUCCCAGCUAUUUACUGCAUAAAAAAUCAUAUUUUUGGUUAAAUUUAGAGGAUUUAAAUCAGUUUAUAAUUUCUAAUAAGAUCUUUUUAGGUAUCUCUAUACCUCCCCUUGUAUCAUUAACAUUAAUUAUUUCAUAUUUUCUAAUUACAACAUCGGGUCUCCUUCACGUAUGGUUGAAUUAUCUUACACAAGUCUCCUUCAAUUUAUCCAACAUCGGAGCUACACCUAAUUGUUCAUGAUAAGAAUGUCUUUUUUCCUAUUUUUCCUUGUAAUUCUAUGUAUCCACCUUAAAAUUCUUAUCUCAAUACCAUAAGCUUUUAUAUGUAUGUUGUUUCUUUCUUAACCGUGCAAUACUUAGAUCCAGAAAGUAUCACUGCAAUUCCAAAAUUCAACUACCUUUGAUGAGUAUCCGUGUAAAUUAGCUGCACAUUCCUUUUUUUGUUCAGUGAAUUUUUUAUAAUCCUAAUAGUUUCUUCUUAGUUUAAAUCACGUGAUUUUUGUGUUCCUUCAGUCAACUCAUCUCAUAGUUUUCUCCCUUCUUUCUAACACAAUUUUAUUGACUUUGAAUAAAACUUCCAUAUAAGUUACUUGCAGUUCAUAUAAAAUUCUGCGAAGUAAACCUUUAGAAUAACCUAAUGAUCUAUUAAUGGAGUGAUUCGUUCAUAUACUACAAGUGGACUGAUUUUAUUCGUAUUAUUGGAAUGUAUAUAUUUGAGUACUGAACCCAGUCCAUAGAGAUUGCACAUGCUAUAGUGCACUAGUAGCUUGGUAUGUGCUUGUUGAGUUCUUAUCAUUGUGGCUUGUGAAGCAUGAGACAUCAAGAAAAUAUGAAGGCUAUCAGUUCAAGUGCAUGCUACUGCUGCAGACAUGGCCUGCUAAAGUAGUUCAUUUUUUUGCUUUAAUGUCUUUUCCUUUUUCUUAGAGUUGACAUACAGAUUCAGAAGUCAUUGUUGUCUUACUCAAAGAAUAUUGAAUUUUAAAAAUUAUUUUAUAAUAUAUUAUGUAAAUUUUGCCUUGUAUAAUAUUUUUCUAUGUUCGUGAACAAUUAGGUAUCGUUUUGAUAGAAGAUAAGAGAAAAUUAUUUCAGAUUGUAUGAGCAUGUGCUUAGGAGACCUUCGGAUACAAUGAUCAAAAGAGGUGAAAUGAUUAAUGUUAGUGAUACGAACAGAAGUAAAGGAAGAUAUAAAGAAACCCUUAUAGAAGCUAUAAAUAAUUUAACUAAAUAUAUGAUUUUUUGCAGAUCUCAAUGAUAGUAAAAGAUCUAUAUAAUCGGCCUCAAAUAAUUGAGAUUUUCAACUUUGUUUUUGUUGUUG